Molecule: messenger RNA, 972 nt
Organism: Dermochelys coriacea (leatherback sea turtle)
Lineage: Eukaryota; Metazoa; Chordata; Testudines; Dermochelyidae
Product: olfactory receptor 4S2-like
Biological process (GO): G protein-coupled receptor signaling pathway
Cellular component (GO): membrane
Molecular function (GO): G protein-coupled receptor activity; olfactory receptor activity
Source: RefSeq, a predicted model, not a curated record
AUGAGGCAGGAGCCCUUCUCUCUUGCACUCCUGCUCGUGCUUCCUCCAGAGCACAUAGCGAAUAUAAACAAUGUGACUGAAUUUGUCUUCUCGGGCCUCUCCCAGAAUCAGAAGCUGCAGAAAAUGUGUUUUGUGCUGUUUUUAUGCUUCUAUAUAACCAUCAUUCUUGGAAACCUCAUUGUUCUCACUAUAGUUAGCAGUCAGCAUCUGAACUCACUCAUGUAUUUCUUCCUGAGUUACCUGUCCUUCGUAGACAUCUGCUACUCUUCUGUCACAGCUCCCAAAAUGAUUGAAGACUUCCUUGCUGAGGGGGGGGAAAAAAUGAUCUCCUUCACUAGCUGCAUAGCACAGCUGUUUGGAGUCCAUUUCUUUGGUUGCACUGAGAUCUUCAUCCUCACGGUGAUGGCCUACGAUUGCUACAUUGCAAUCUGCAAACCCCUCCAAUACACAACCAUCAUGACUAGACACAUGUAUGGCCAGAUGAUGGUGGCUUCAUGGGUAGGGGGCUUUGUGCAUUCCAUGGUACAGACUCUAACCAUCCAGUUACCUUUCUGUGGGCUCAAUGAGAUCGACCAUUAUUUCUGUGAUGUUCACCCUUUGCUACAACUGGCUUGUGCUGAUAUUGUUGGCAUCAUAGUUAUUGCCAAUAGUGGGAUGAUUGCUUUGGGCUGUUUCCUUCUCUUGGUUAUAUCCUACAUUGUGAUCUUAAUCUCCUUGCGGACACAUUCUUCUGAAGGGCGUCAUAAAGCUCUCGCCACCUGCAGCUCCCAUAUUGCUGUAGUGAUUUUGUUUUUUGGACCUACAUCCAACCUUCUAGACUUGUCAGAGGACAAGGUGGUUGCUGUAUUCUACACCAUUAUCACCCCCAUGCUGAAUCUUCUGAUCUACACACUGAGAAAUGAUGAGGUGAAAGGUGCUAUGAGAAAAUUAUGGAGCAGAAAAGUGAUGUCAGAUGGGAAAUCAAAAGGGUGA